UUAUAGUUGAAACAUGAAGAAUAUACUAGAUUCAGUAUAUUUAAUAAAUAGGGGCUUAGCAUAUCUUAUUAAUAAAUGGCCCAUGAGAGGUGGAACAGGAUGGCUAGUGAAAUGGCAAGUUGGUUACAAGCUAGACCUGAGCUCAGCUGUCAUAAGGAUGAGCUCAAGCAGUUGAGUUCAUCUAAAGUUGUUUACCUCAUCCAAGUUCACCUCGGAAUGGGUUGUCAUGAGGAUGAGCUCAAGCAGUUGAGUUCAUCUGAGAUUGUUUGCCUUAUCCAAGUUGACCUCGGAAUGGGUUAUGAUGAGGAUGAGCAAAAGCAGUUGAGUUCAUUCGAGGGUAUUUACCUCAUCGAAGAAUUUGCAGAGAAGGACAAAAACCCGACACAGACUCUUGAGAAUGGAUGCAGGAAAAAUGUCGGCACCUUGUUGAGGAUGUUGACACCUUGCAGCUCGUGCUUCACAUCUUUCAGCUCAUGCUUGACCUCUGCACCUCGUGUUCAACUCGUGCUCAAGUUCUGCACUUCGUGCUCGACCUUUGCAGCUCCUGGUUCACCUCGGCAGCUCGUGUUUGAGCUUUGCAGCUCGAGCUCGUGCUCAAGUUUUGCACUUCGUGCUGGACCUCUGCAGCUCGUGGCUGACCUCGGCAGCAAGUGUUUGAGUUCUGCAACUCGCGCUCAAGUUCUGCAUUUCGUGUUGGACCUUGGCAGCAAGUCUCGUGCUCAAGUUCUGGACUUUGUGCUCGACCUCGGCAGCAAGUGUUUGAGCUUUGUAGCUGGUGGGUUUUGCUCGGUGCAUGUCACCGAGCUGGGAGACUACUUUGCUGCUGCUGGGCUGCCUUGUUUCUGCCAAGCUGCAGCACCGCUGAGCUUUGUUGUUGCCGAGGUGGGAGGCUGCCAAGUUGAAGUGAGCAGCUCGGGCUCGAGCAGGACGUUCCCAGCUUGUGCAGGAUGUUCGCAGCUCGUGCUUGAGCAAGAUGCUCGCAUUUCGUGCUCUAGCAUUCCGCAACUCGGACUUCAGCACUCCACAACUCGUGCACCAGGUGUUUGCAGCUCAUGCUCUAGCAAGAUGCUUGCAGCUCAUUAUUGUCGAACUCCCAGGGGGCUACUUGGGGCAACGUGUAGAUGCUUUCUUCCUUCCACGGAUGGGGAACAGGAGGUUGUUGCAGAUGUGCAUGGUGUGUUCACGGGUAAAUUCUUCGCGCCUCCAAAUGGUUCGUGGUUUAACCGUCAUCCUGAAGGGUGGUGUCCAGUCCCUCCAGAGCUUCCAUCUUUAACACUACCAUCAGCUUUUUCUGUCAUUGGAACCAUAAAUUUUUGCUCCCUAGCAGCUGAUUGGAGGGAUUUAAUUUUCUACUACUCGGACUUUGAUGACGAGGUCGGAGAGCUUAAGGGGUUGGGCGACUAUUUUGUCGCUGCCGAGCUGGAAGAAUGCUUCUCUUCUGUACAAGCGAAUAAACCCAUUCUGUAAAUUCAUCAGAUCUACUUUUGCGACUCAAAAAAAACAGCCAUGAGCCUUUCACUCAUCUUCUCUUCCUUCUGAUCAACCGGAUCAACAUAAAAAUAAAGCUUUUUAUUCGAGUUCCCACAGACGGUGCCAAUGUAAUUGCACCAAACCAGAAGUCCUCCUUCAGUCCACAUCUUCACUUCAGAUGAACCUGCAAAGCCCCGAGGUUCAUCCGAAGUGAAGAUGUGGACUGAAGAAGGACUUCUGGUUUGGUGCAAUUACAGUAGCAUCUUCAAUUCUUCUUUUUCUUCUCUCCUCUUUGUUUCUCAAAAUCUUCAGUCUUUCCCUCUGUGAGAAAUACAUCCCUUGAAUAUUGCAUUUGCAUUCAAUUACAUCUUUCACUUUCUUGAUUCUUUUACAAUCCAUUUUUUCCUUGCUUCUUUCUUGUUUUCAGGAAAUACCCAUAAGUUCGUUCUUUCUUUUUCUCCAAGAAAUUUGGAGGGUUUGUAGAGGAGUCACUGUUUUGGGGGUUUACUAUCUAUCCUUGGGUCUUUAUUGAUUGGUUCUAAAAAGGUAUUGUUCAAAAGGGAAAUGAGCAAAGAUGUAUUUUACUCCGGAUAUUUCAAAGAGUAAGAAACGUUUAUUUCAAAU
This is a messenger RNA of Rubroshorea leprosula, 2094 nucleotides long. The record is from the annotation of a GenBank genome assembly. Lineage: Eukaryota; Viridiplantae; Streptophyta; Magnoliopsida; Malvales; Dipterocarpaceae.